Scleropages formosus (Asian bonytongue) is the source of this 2616-nucleotide messenger RNA. Its product is annotated as transmembrane protein 125-like. NCBI's taxonomy places the organism in Eukaryota, Metazoa, Chordata, Actinopteri, Osteoglossiformes, Osteoglossidae. The transcript is spliced from 2 exons. The record is from RefSeq and is a predicted model, not a curated record. Bases 992 to 1702 code for a protein of 236 amino acids.
UACAUUUUAUUUCUGUUUUAAAAGUUUCCUACCAGGUGUGAAUUUCUGCAAGCAGGAUGUUUUUUGAGUUACAGUCAUUAAAGGUUUGACCACAAAAGACAGACCCAUAUCUAGACAGACUGUGAUCAUGUAACAGUACUAUUUAGGAAGAUGAUUGAAUUUACGUAUUAAUGUAUUGAAGAGGUAGCUUGAUUAAAACUGGCACUAUGAGAAAUAACAUCAGCAAUCAUUUAUAGGUUUGAAAAGCCUUCUGUACUGAAGCACAAGGCAAGUUUAGAUCAUGUGCAUUACAGCACUCGCUUGGUCACAAAAAGCGUUCUGUAGCCAGGGUGACAUCAUAGCUUUUCUCAUCACCAGGACAAAUCCCUGUAUUCUCCUCAAGGGAUUGACCAGUUCAGUUUCUUACAACUCGUUUGUACACAGGCCUCUUGUCUCUUUGCCUUUGCUGGAAAUACACAGAAUAGUUCCAGUGAUUUCUUCUUCUGGACCAACAUAUCUGUGCCUCUUGUUCUCACUGUUUGAGUAGAGCAGGGAGAUGUUUGAUGUAUAGAGACGUAGAGUGUGUAUGUGUGUGGCUGUCCAGCACAGGAGAAGGAUAGUGAUCAGCCCUCCACGGAAACAGCACUGUGCCCAGAUGCCUUGUGGUAGUUACCACAAAGUUACCCUGCUCCCCUUAUCCUGUUGUUAUUUACCUAUACAAGAUAGGAGGAACAGCAGGUCCCAACUGCAGCAAGAAGGAAGCUGGAGAGACUGCACCGAACGACUCUGAAUGUGCUUAGGACCUGAUUGAAACUUCCUCCCAUGUGUUCAUGAAUUCCUAGCAGGUAACUGAGAGGUGCUUCAGUGUUUUGGGUACCUGAUUUGGGCUGCUGACAAGAGACAUGAGGGGUGGUGAUGGGCUAACCAGCAGUCUGUGCUGCAGCAAGGGGACCUCUGUGCUCGUUCAUCAGCCACUUGAUCAGACCUGGUGAUUGUAAGUGGACAAUCCAACAUGCCAGAGAUGGAAGCCUUGCCAAGGCAGCCACGCCCACCGCGGCCAUCACGUCCACGUCCACUCCGCGUCCGCCCCAGCCCUGCCCAGGUCCAGCGCAGCGUGCUGGAGGAGCAGGUGGAGCUGUGGUGGUUCCGCGAGCCACGCAAAUCACUGCUGUGCUACUGUGCCUCGGUGGCGCUUGUCCUGGGCUGCAGCUUAGGUGGCAUAGGCCUGCUUUCUGGAGCCACUGGCCCAUCGGGGGAGUGGCGACUGGGUGCGGGCAUGGCGCUGUGCCUGCUGGCACUGGCCGUGCUGCUCAAGCAGCUGCUGAGCUCUGCCGUGCAGGACAUGAACUGUGUGCGCAGCAGACGUCGUGUCGAGCUGCUGAAGAGUGGAGGGCCCUCUGAUGUGGCUGUCUUCUUGCUAGCCGGCCUGGCGCUGCUCAUCUGUGGACUGGCACUGGUCAAUGUGGCCCUCGUCGCUGGCGCUACCCCUCCAUCCAGGACCCAGCCAGUGUACGAUGACAUGUUUGUGUCUGGGGUGGCGCUGCUAGCUGCAGGUGGGGCCACCCUGCUGGCCUUGGUGGGCUACUUAGUGGCAAACUCAGUCCUGGACAGCACAGGCUCAGGGCAGAGACUGCAGGACAGGGUUAUAGGAGUCUUCACCAUCUCUGGCCAGAUGAGAGACAGACAAAGAGAGACCACUGCCAGCAUGGCCAACCUCAUCUAAGCAAAGAAAUGAUCAAAGUGACACACUGAGCAGAGUUCAGCUUCAUUCACCUUCACCACACAUCCUGCUUGAGGAUUACAAGGGGUAUCAAAGUCUUUCAUUGGUUCAGAAACAGAUGACUUUGAAUGUGAAACUUAGAUCCAUACGAUUCCAUCCUGGUAAAAAAGGUACCAGCCCACUGGUAAAAAAGGUAUCAGCCCACUGGAGGAUUCUGUAUGCAUUUGUCUUGCUUUAUUUAGCUAGACCUUUGAGACACAAUGCUUUCACUUACAGACCUGAUUACCUGCACAUUCGUGUCUCUCAUGUGCAUCUUCUUAAAACAGUGAAUUAUUAAACAUUUUCUAAGAUUUCACUUUAACACUGUAAACUAUUUCUACUAGAAAAUUUACUAGCAGUUGUAUCAGCAGGCAAAAAUGUAAUGCUGAUACAAUAGUCCUUGAUUUAAUAAACACGAAAUGAGAUUGCUUCAUGGUGACUGCUUAAGCAAUAGACUGUUCCUGACUCUCGUUUCACAGCUGGAAUGACCAUAUCACUCCUGCUGAUGUGUGACCCACGUGAGUCACGAAGGCAGAUUUCAACAGUCAUCUAUUGUCCAGUUGCAGCUGCCUAUCACUUGCCAAACAUUUGUCAUCUUCAGGAUCCAUCGCCCUAUAGUGAUGAGCAUGCAAAGUUGCACAAUCAGCUGGAUUUACACAAACCCUUGCGUUUAUUUGCAUGUGGGAAUGCAGUUUGUGUUAAUGAUUAUAUCAGGUGAACGCAAUAGAAACCUACAAAAAACAAUGAAUGUGUUAGUUCUCUUAAGACUCAUAAAAACCAAUGAAACCUUGGGAGGAUGUAUUGUGAAAAAACAAAUGAGUGGUAUAAUUCAUUGACUGAAUUCCGGACACAAUUUUGAUUCAGAUUUUUACAAUAUG